Molecule: messenger RNA, 995 nt
Organism: Cyanistes caeruleus (blue tit)
Lineage: Eukaryota; Metazoa; Chordata; Aves; Passeriformes; Paridae
Source: RefSeq, a predicted model, not a curated record
UGUUGGCUCCAGUGGGGGAUGUUGUCUCCAGUGGGGGAUGUUGGCUCCAGCGGGGUCUGAUGUGUCCACGGGGCUGACGGGUCCAACCCAACGGGGAUGUCCCGUGGGUGCCCCACAGCCAGCAGAGGAGAAGGCGCAGCUGCUGCAGAACAGCGAGUACCAGGAGCGCAUGGUGGAGUCCACCUUCCUGUACCUGACCCUGGACCUGCCCACGGCGCCGCUCUACAAGGACGAGAAGGAGCAGCUCAUCAUCCCCCAGGUGCCCCUGUUCAGCAUCCUGGCCAAGUUCAACGGCAGCACCGAGAAGGAGUACAAGACCUACAAGGAGAACUUCCUGAAGCGUUUCCAGCUGACACGCCUGCCCCCCUACCUCAUCUUCUGCAUCAAGCGCUUCACCAAGAACAACUUCUUUGUGGAGAAGAACCCCACCAUCGUCAACUUCCCCAUCACGAACGUGGACCUGCGGGAAUACCUGUCGGAGGAGGUGCAGGCUGCGCACUCCCACACCACCUACGACCUCAUCGCCAACAUCGUGCACGACGGGAAGCCCUCAGAGGGCUCCUACCGCAUCCACGUCCUGCACCACGGCACAGGCAAGUGGUACGAGCUGCAGGACCUGCAGGUGACCGACAUCCUGCCCCAGAUGAUCACCCUGUCUGAGGCCUACAUCCAGAUCUGGAAGCGACGCGAGGAGGACGAGACAAACCAACAAGGCGCCUGAGACCCUGGGGGACACCCAGCAACCCCUUUGGGGACACCCCCAGCUGCCCCUCGUGGGUAUCCCCAUCCCCCUACGGAUACCCUGAGCACCCCAAGAUCCCUCAUAGACACCCAGAGACUCGCAGGGACACCCACAGCCCACCUGUGACACCCCCAUUCUCCCCGGGGUCACCCAGAGGGCUCCAGGGGAACACCCAGAGACCCCCUGGGGACACCUGCAGCCACCCCUGGAGGUGUGUGUUCCAGUAAAUGCCACCCACUAUUUUUGUAACUCA